CUACGAGCUCGAACCAACUCCCACACCGACCCGGUAGUAAAUCUCGCGUGGUUUGUUUCCCUGCAUACAAACAGUCGGCUAAUCGUCUUCCACACGCUACUUAUCCAACUGGAACACGCUUGGCAGCGACACCUGGAGAAAGUGAUUUCUGCACAUUCAACAGGACGGCACGGCAGCAACAAUACCCUGGAGGUUGUCUGGUUAAGGACCGGACAUCCUGAGACAAGUGCGGGAAGGCAGGAAAACAAC
Molecule: messenger RNA, 249 nt
Organism: Amoebophrya sp. A120
Lineage: Eukaryota; Dinophyceae; Syndiniales; Amoebophryaceae
Source: the annotation of a GenBank genome assembly